CUCCCAGGACGUCCCUGACUGUCGCCGCCGCUGCUGCUCCUUCUACCCUGUGGCUACCUGCACCCGCCCUCUUGUGCCCCUGCCGAGACUCCAACCCGCUCCACUGCGUCCCUGCCCAGCUGGCUACCAGGGUGCUCAGAGACUGCAACACUCAGCACACAUCCCUGUUCAACCAUGCUUCCUUCCCCCAAGAAUACUGAUAUGGCAAUGGCAAUGCUGCGAGACUGGUGCAGGUGGAUGGGUGUCAAUGCCCAGCGCUCAUUGCUCAUCCUGGGCAUCCCUGAAGACUGCAAGGAAGAUGAAUUCCAGGAAGCAGUGCAGGCUGCCCUAUGGCCCCUGGGCAGGUACCGAGUGCUCUGUAAGACCUUUCGAAAGGAGCUCGGGGCCAGGGUAGCUUUAGUUGAGUUCGCUGAAUAUUUAAAUCGAAAUUUAAUCCCCCAACAAAUACCAGGUAGUGGGGGCCCAUGGACUGUGAUCUUCCUGCCCCAGGCUCCUGAUGCUGACUUCCAGGAUACUCCCAAUUUCUCUGCACAGCCUCAGGGGAGAGCAGUGGUAGGAGCUGCUUGUGAGGCAGAAGCUGCUGGUGAGGGAGGAGCUGCCUAUGAAGGAGGAGCUGCAUGUAAGGGAGGAGCUGCAUGUGAAGGAGGAGCUGCAUGUGAGGCAAGAGUUACAGGUGGGAGAGGAGCUGCAUGUGCGACAGAAGCUGAAGGUGAGGCAGGAGAUACAGGUGAGGGAGGACCUACAGGUGAGGAAGAAGCUGUAGAUGAGGGAGAAACUGCAGGUGAGGGAGGACCUACAGAUGAGGCAGCAGUUGCAGAUGAGGAAGGAGCUGUAGGUGAGGGAGAAACUGCAGGUGAGGGAGGAACUGAUAGUGAGGCAGUGGCUGCAGAUGAGGGAAAAGCUUCAGGUGAGGAAAGAGCAUCAGGUGAAAUAGGAGCUGUGAAUGAGGGAGGAGCUGUAGGUGAGGCAAGAGAUGCAGGUGAGGGAGGAGCUGCAAAUGAAGGAGUUGAAGGUGACAGAGGAGCUGCAGAUGAGUCAGAAGAAGCAGGUGAAGUAGGAGUUGUGUAUGAAGCAAGUGUGUCAGAUGAGGAGGGAGUUGAAGGUAAUGUGGGAGUUGCAGGUAUUAUACGACCUAUGGACAUGGCAGCAGCUGCAGGUGAGGUAGGAGCUUCAGGUAACAGAGUUGCUGCAAGUGAGGGAGGAGCUGUAGAAGUACGUGAAAUAGGAGUUGCAGAUGAGGCAAGAGCCUCAGAUGAGGAGGGAGCUGCCGGUGACAUGGGAGUUGCAGGUGUUCUAGGAGCUUUGGGUCUGGUAGGAGCUGCAGGUGAGGCAGGAGCUGCAGGUGACGGAGGAGUUGCAGGUGAGGCAGGAGCUGCAGGUGAGGCAGCAGCUGCACGUGGGGCAGCAGCUGAGGCAGAAGCAGCAGGUGAAGUAAGAGCUGCGCAUGAGGCAAGAGUGUCAGAUGAAGAGGGAGCUGCAGGGGACAUGGGAGUUGCAGGAAUUAUAGGAGCUGUGGGUGUGGCAGGAGCUGUAGGUGAGGGAGGAGCUGCAGGUGAUGGAGGAGCUGCAGGUGAGGCAGGAGCUGCAGGUGAGGGAGGAGCCGCAGGUGAGAGAAGAGCUGCAAGUGAAGCAGAGGAAGCAGGUGAAAUAGGAGCUGCAGAUGAAGCAAGAGAGUCAGAUGAGGAGGGAGCUGCAGGUGAUAUGGGAGUUGCAGGUGUGAUAGGAGCUGUAGGUAUAGCAGGAGCUGCAGGUGAGGCAGGAGCUGCAGGCGAGGCAGGAGCUGCAGGUGAGGAACGAGUCUUGGAUAUGGCAGGAGGGACAGAUGACGCGGGAGCCCGGACCCAGCAGUGGAGCCAGGCCCUGCAGCCUGUCCUGGAGAACAUGGCCUAUGAGGAGCUGAGAAGCUUUUCUGGGAUUGAAGAGCCAGCCUGUGGGGAAGACUCCUUCGAGAGCUGGCUGGAUCAUGCCAACGACAUGCUGUACCUGUGGCGCCACAUAUCCGAGAGGGAGAGGAGGAGGAGGCUGGUGGAGAGCUUGGGUGGGCCCGCCCUGGAUCUCAUGUGUGGGCUCCUGGAAGAACACCCAGACACUCCUGCACAGGACUGCCUGGCCGCGCUGGUGCAGGUGUUUGGGAACAAGGACACCCGGAUGACCGCACGCCUGAAGUUCCUGACUUGCUCUCAGCGGCCUCAGGAGACUCUCUUUGCCUAUGUGAUGCGCCUGGAAGGCCUGCUGCAGGUAGCCUUGGAGAAGGGGGCCAUCCAUCCGGCUAUUGCUGACCAGCUGCGAGCCCGGCAGGUGCUGAUGAGGGCCCGACCAAACCAGAUGCUCCAGAACAACCUGAGGAGGAUGCGUCUGGAGAGGAGGCCACCCGGCUUCCUGGGGCUUCUCCGGCUCAUUAGGGAGACUGAGGCAUGGGAGGCUGCCCUACCUAGGAAUGAGCAGGUGGAAGGUGAAGAGGGAGCUGAAGUUCACCAAAGAGAUCUAGCUGCUGCCCAGGCUGCACCUGACAACAAAGAUAAUGCUGAGGCCACUCUAUCCAGUGAAAAUGCCAGUGAGGCCACCCUUCCCAAUGAGGUCACCAUGGAAUGUAUCUCCAUCAUUGUAGAGAAAACCAAGGCAGAACCAUCCAAUGAAGAUGCCAGCAAGGCUGCCCCUGCCAUUGAACACACUGAUGAAGCCUACCCAGCCGACAAGGUUACUCCUAGCCCUGAGCAUACUGUUGAAGCUACUUCCAAUGCAGAUGAUGUCAUGAAGGCAGUACCUACCAUUAAAGAGGCCAAUACCUCCCCUGCCACUCAGGAAAAUGAAGAUGCUUUUUCCCCUGCAGGCUUAGGCCAGGCAAGAUCAGUGGAGGCCUUCAGUGGCCUCACCCCAGCCCAGAUGGGCAGUGCUUCUGAUACUGGCCCAGGAGGGCCUGGUUUGGGGCCAGAGAGCCUCCUCCAGGGGGAAAAUCAGGAGGCUGAGGAGCCCCUGCUGGAAGGGCUUAAGGACAUCCUGGAAGAGUUGGGAAACAAGGAUGGGGCUGGGGAGACGAGCCACCCCAAGCCCUCCUUGGGCAAAUAGGCUCAGAAGUCCCAGGGGCCUUCUCUCCUCUCAGGCAACACAUCCCUGGAGGCAGGGGUAGGCCAGGCCAGGGCUGUCACCCUAUCCCAUAUUUGGAGCAGAGUUCAGGGAAGGGCUCAUUCCACCCAAAACAGGCCUCUCAACUCUCCAAGGAGCUCUCAUCACCACCACCAGCUCUUCCAAAUGGCCCAGAUGACCACAUUUUCAACCAGAUUUGGCAGGAGGAGUCACUCCUCCCCAUGGCAUCCCCAGCCUCAAACUCCACCAAUCUAGGGCAGUAGGCCUGGAAGCACCCCUGAGCUGCUAGCUCUGGCCUAGAUGAGGGUACCUGAAGAUAUCUGACUGAGAGACAUUGCCGGGGGUGUGGGGAGGAAGCCAUCUCAAGGGUGCCAGCUGCCUGGCUCUCCCAUCACGGGGAUUCUAUUCUCCCCUCCCAAUUCACCAAUUCCAGAACAGGACGCUACCUGUUCCUGGAAAUUCACCCUUAUUUGUAAGCUCAGUGGAGAUCCACCUCAAGCAAAUGCCCACCUCAUACUAGCCAUAAUUCUUGUGCAAAGCCAUGAGGUGUGUGUCAUCUCUGUGUGGAGGUCCUUGCCCUCACAGCAGCCACCCCUAGGUCUGGGCACAUGUUGUGAGCUUCCAUGUGAGCCAAGGCUCUGCUUGCUCCUGUCCAGUGUCCUGACUUAACCUCUGCUUUCUUGGUGUAGAUAUAGGCCAGCUUUCUGCCACUUGUUCUUGUGGAGUAUUGUAUGUUUUUAUCUGAGCAGCUUCUUCCAGGAGAUCCUGAGCCCACCAGUCCCAGGAGACAGCGGAAAGGAUGGAUGGUGAUGGCGUGAUUGAUGCUGUGCCCAUGACUGGGACUACAACUGUGACUGCAUCUGCAACUGCAAUCUUACCUUUUGCAGAAAGAACUGGACUGGGGAUGGAUGUGGAGAGCUGGAGCCUGUGCUUUGAUGUUCCACCUCUGUUGUUAUUUGUAACUCAGUUUCCUCAGCUUGGUGAGGCAUUUCCUGAUGUGCUUUUUAGUGUCUCUGUGCCAAUUAUAGGGCAAGAGCCACCCCACAGUGAGUCAGUCUCAGAGGGAAUUCCCUGAAAUUAAUGUGUAUUGCCAGAGGUCACCAUCCUGGCAAGAGGCAGAUCUGGGGGCCCUAGUAAGGGAAAAUGUGGUAGGAGGGCCCCAGUAUGGGGAGCAGAUGAGAAACCUCAUUAGAAGUCCAGGAUGAGGUGUCUCUGCAUCCCAGUACCUGUGGUCUUUACAAGCUGUGAAGAGUCCCUUUCCAUGUUGUCAUCCUCUUCUCAUUGAUGGGCUCAGUGAAUAUUUCUCUUUAAUAAAUUUCAUUAAAUGUUC
Ictidomys tridecemlineatus (thirteen-lined ground squirrel) is the source of this 4414-nucleotide messenger RNA. NCBI's taxonomy places the organism in Eukaryota, Metazoa, Chordata, Mammalia, Rodentia, Sciuridae. The record is from RefSeq and is a predicted model, not a curated record.